Messenger RNA from Plodia interpunctella (Indianmeal moth), 481 nucleotides. RefSeq lists its product as uncharacterized. Gene Ontology annotation, cellular component: membrane. The record is from RefSeq and is a predicted model, not a curated record. The transcript is spliced from 4 exons. Gene Ontology annotation, molecular function: hexosyltransferase activity. Bases 29 to 481 code for a protein of 150 amino acids. NCBI's taxonomy places the organism in Eukaryota, Metazoa, Arthropoda, Insecta, Lepidoptera, Pyralidae.
UUGGUCGUGGCAAGCAUUUAACAGGUAUAUGUACGGUGGUCUCGAGUACCCUCGAUACCUGUCCGGAAACGCGUACGUAAUGUCCGCGCCGGCCGCGAUUGUGCUGUACAACGCUGCGCUCACUACGCCUUUCUUCCAUUUAGAAGAUAUAUUUAUUACUGGAUUGUGUGCAGCCCGUUCCUCCCCCCUCCUCAUCCCCCGUGGUGACUCCUCAUUCACGUUUUUAACGCAAGACACACGCUGCAUGAUAGUCGCGACUGCGCACAGGGUCCCGGCGUUGAGAAUGAAAUGGAUCACCCAGGAAAUGAUAGACGAGACCCGACGAGAUUAUUGUGAAUGGAUGAGGUUGAGCCAAGAGAGGAAUCGUCUCAAAGCCAAGGAAACUACAAUCGGACGGACAAACCAAAGUAUAUACAAUAACCCUAAUAACAAUGACAGACGUUCCUGGCAGAAGGGGCAAACCUACGAAGUGCUGGCUUGA